AUGACGACGCGCGGCGCGGUCGCCUGCAGCGAGGCCCCGAGGGAGGUGCUGGGCGCGCCAUUAUUGCUGAACGCCGGCGAGGGACGGCCAGCGGGCUGUCCCACGGAGACGCCCGGCGCCUCGAUGGACAGGGACCCCGCGAAGAUGGCGGCGGAGAGGGCCGCCAAGUUCAUCAUCCGGGGACCGCUGAUCUUACUGGGGCUUUAUUUGUUUAAUUCUAUGAGAGAAUACGCUAUCAACUACACUAGCGGAGAUAUACGGUUUAGUACGUUUGCUGCGAUUGUUGUUGCCGUACCUAUAGCCGAAAUGUUCUGCAUCUUGGGCCAGACCUUGGUACCGCCAUUGUCGCGGCCUCCCAUUAUUGGAUCAUCGACGCCAUGUGCCGCAUGCGGGUAUGCUUGCGCCGACAGUGAGGUUCCAACGGAGGAGGCGGACGAUGCGCCAUUCUUGGACCUGGAGAAGGGACCCAGCCGCCACACCACGGUGCCGGUGCCGGCGCCGGCGCCGGCGCCGGAGGACGCCACGAGAAGGGCUGCCAUCGAGGCUGCGCUGGACAUGGAUGCCGCGAGGAUCGCUAAAUGCAUCGUCCGGGGACUGUUGGUUUUGCUUUGGGUGUAUUUGGUCGAUUUGAUGAGAAGAUUUAUUGCCACCCACGAGGUGGGAGAAGUACUGCUUUUCACUAUGACUCCUUUGCUCAUUCUCGCUGCAGGCGUCUCUUUCUUCUUAUGCUUUCUGAUGGAGAGGUGUGGUGAAUCUAUCCUUCCAACGAAAUCGUCAUAUUCAGCUAUGCUGGAACUAGAUUAA
Miscanthus lutarioriparius is the source of this 804-nucleotide messenger RNA. Lineage: Eukaryota; Viridiplantae; Streptophyta; Magnoliopsida; Poales; Poaceae. The record is from the annotation of a GenBank genome assembly.